ACUUCUUACAAAUACAAAACAAAUCAUAAUAAGUGGUACAAUUUACAUUAUUUACAAUAGUGUUACAUAAAUUUACGGAUAAGAAUAAGAAUCAAACUAUUAACCCACAAAUAAUAGAAAUAGCUAAAAAUUGUCUUAACAUGGGUGGAUGGGCAUUAGAAGUGGGUAAAAUGGCUAUGUAUAUGACUUUCCCAGUAGCACUAUUUCACAUUUUUAAUCAACCAGCCUAUUUUGAAGAGUGGGUUACAAAAACUAAAAGGGAACUGUAUCCACCAGAAAAUAAAAGCCAUAGGAAAGAAAUUGAGGAUACCAUUCGAGCUCUUCGAGAAAAAAAGGAUCAAGAGAUUCUAAAAGCAUUAGAAUCAAUGGAAAAAAAGCAAUGAAACUCGUUUACUGAUCAAUCCGUAUUGCUGGUUUUCAAUGUUACUAUUAUAUGAAAGUUGUUUUGUAAAAUUAUUAAAUUUAAAAUAAAUAGAAUUUUAAAUUAUA
Molecule: messenger RNA, 489 nt
Organism: Condylostylus longicornis
Lineage: Eukaryota; Metazoa; Arthropoda; Insecta; Diptera; Dolichopodidae
Product: protein PET100 homolog, mitochondrial
Exons: 1
Coding region: 141-383 (80 amino acids)
Biological process (GO): mitochondrial respiratory chain complex IV assembly
Cellular component (GO): mitochondrion; mitochondrial inner membrane
Source: RefSeq, a predicted model, not a curated record